GGCAAAUCGAAUUCACACAGGCGGCGAUUUCGGUUGCCAUGCGGUCCGGCACGUCGGUCGCGGGCGAGGGCGACGACCUCAUCCUGCACAGCCCGCAUCUGCUAGAACCGGAAAACUUCGAGAAGCGCUACAAGCAACUAAACGUGUACAAAUGGCAGGACUGCGAAUACGUGGCACCACGAGCCGCACCACCAGGAGGCAAUCCUAGUUCUAGCGCACAAGAAGCCUUGGCGCCGCGUCAGGUGUGGAGCACACGGUUUAUGUCCCUGGACAACCGGCGUUUGGCGCUGCUGAAACUAUGCAAGCCGGGCGGAUCGGUCUGGGUGAAUAUUUCGGGAGACGAAAAGGACUUUCACUUCAAGUACGACCCGAACGGCCGAAAAAAGCUGGCGCACGACGAGAUCCGGCAAGUUGGGACAGGGGGGACGACAAUUGGAGGUGGAGGCACCAAGACUGUUGGUCAUGAAGAGAGCAUGCCCAAUGCCGGUCCUCCACGUCAGCGGAAGAAAGAGAAGAAAUCCGACAAGAAAAAGAAGAAGAAGAAAGAGAAGAGCAAAUCCAACACGGGCAGAGACGGAGAUGAAGACCCAGGUGGCAACGGAUACAAGGAGAAGCGAAGCAGACGCCAAAAGAGCGCAGCCGCUGAGAACUUACCUGAUUUCGAUGGCCAAUUCGCAAGUGUGUCGGAAAAGCAAGACCACGAGGAGCACGAAAAAAACUCAGGCACU
This is a messenger RNA of Amoebophrya sp. A25, 728 nucleotides long. NCBI's taxonomy places the organism in Eukaryota, Dinophyceae, Syndiniales, Amoebophryaceae. The record is from the annotation of a GenBank genome assembly.